AUGCCAACGGCGACUGGUGCGGCACCAUCAUCCUGGAGGACGCGUGGUUCGCCCGCGUGGGCGGCAUCGUCGAGUUCGCGGCGAUCUGCCGACGCCCGCGACUUCUCCAUGGAGGAGCUGGAUACCUGGAACUACUACGUCCCGGAGGACCGUGAGGGUUUUGAGUGGCACCUGUACUACGCCUUCCUAAUUGUUUCGGACAACGACCACACCGUCGCGGAGAGGGCUGGGCUCGCAAAGAUUCACCGGCGGGCCUUUGACCUGGCGUCCCUUGGGCCGGGGAAGGUGUGA
Molecule: messenger RNA, 291 nt
Organism: Colletotrichum spaethianum
Lineage: Eukaryota; Fungi; Ascomycota; Sordariomycetes; Glomerellales; Glomerellaceae
Exons: 1
Coding region: 1-291 (96 amino acids)
Source: RefSeq, a predicted model, not a curated record